This is a messenger RNA of Scedosporium apiospermum, 1929 nucleotides long. RefSeq lists its product as uncharacterized. Gene Ontology annotation, biological process: macroautophagy. Gene Ontology annotation, cellular component: fungal-type vacuole membrane. Lineage: Eukaryota; Fungi; Ascomycota; Sordariomycetes; Microascales; Microascaceae. The record is from RefSeq and is a predicted model, not a curated record. Bases 1 to 1929 code for a protein of 642 amino acids. The transcript has 5 exons.
AUGAACUUGGUCAAGAACGCCCUCGGUGGGAACUCCGGCAACGACACCAACAACAGCCAAAACCAACAGACCCAACAAGGCAGCAGUAGCUCCGGAGGUGGAUUCACUAAUAAGCUCAAUGAAAUGGCCGGCGGUGGCCGCGAGGGCGAACAGAACGAAGAUGCCCUUGACAAGGCCAUCGACUAUGCCCAGGAAAAGUUCCUCGGCCAAGGCGACCAAUCCAACGAGUCUGCUUUGGAGCAGAUGAAGGACAAUCAGAUUGCCGGCGCCAUUCGCAGCGGGUACAAAAAUGUCACUGGGAUCUGUGCCCACCGCAUAACUGGCGUCCAGCAAUGCCCCGUUUCCCGCAAACGGCAGGAAGAAGAACGCCAUAAAUUUGAGGGCCAUAUCUGCAAGUUCAUCGGCUAUGGAGCAAGCCGUUCCACCAAGUCCACGGGCCAAAUCAUCUUCGGCUGGUGUCCCGAGUGCACCUCGACCUUUACAGGAGGGAAUAUCCUGGACGGGAAAGUGAUCCGGCGAUACUGGGCUAUCAAGGGCCUAUUCUUCAUCGAAAGGCCAAUACGCUCGAAGAUUAUUAACGGGGCUUAUCUUUUCUCUACCUUUUACGAUGGAAUCUUGGAUGAUGAACUACUUGGCGAUCAGAGCCGUGCGGAAUCCUGUUCGAAACUAUCACGCAACGCCUUCCUGAUGAGGCACAUCUUCAUCCUCGCCCUCAAAGGACAGUAUCCCUUACGUGGACAACCCGACAAUGAAGGGCCCAAUAAACUAAACGACGUCACGGCGUCCUUCUCCGAGUCCCCACUUCUAAAUAACCAUGUCGACGGAGACCCAAAACCUCGCCUUCAGGCGAAGGUCACUGCCUAUGAGCUCAUCUGCUUAGGCGAAAAUACCCGGGAAUUCUGCGAUCUCAUCAACCAGUACCCUUCGGUUCGCAAAAAACUUAACGACUUCGACAGCAGUCUCACGGUCUUUGUCCCUGCCGAUACCGCUUUCGAGAAUCUUCCCCAGCUCAGAAGCGAACACCUACUCCCGGAGUUCUUAAGGAAGAUGAUAAGGUACCAUGUCGUAGACGACAUAUACUCCCUCGACCGCGUCAUGUCGUCGCACACCAUCCCGACUCUGCUCAACGAGAGCUCGCUAGGUUACAGACCACAACGCGUGCGCGUCUCGGUAGAUCUUUCGGGGAUCGACCUCAACUUUGGCUCUCGUAUCACCCAGUCCGGUAUCGAGGUUGCGAACGGCGUCCUCCACAUGAUCGAGGACCUCCUGAUGCCUCCCCCACGGCAGGGCAAGCUUAUCAAGACCCUCCCCGCAAAGCUUACCACUUUUGCAUCUGCCAUGGAGAAGACGGGUCUUGCAGACGACUUACGCCAGGAACCGCAGGCGGGAGGUACGAUAUUCGCUCCCUCGAAUAGAGCAUGGGAGAAGCUCCGCCCGGACACUUCUCGCUUUCUUUUCUCCAGGGAUGGGGAAAAGUACCUUCGAGCCCUUUUAGAAUACCAUAUUGUUAUCAACGCAACACUUUACUCAGACGCUUACUACAAAUCCAAGACGGCAUCUCCCCACGACAUACCCGGUUUCACGGUAGAGGCAGAUCAGAUGUCCUUGCCCCCGAUUAAGCGUCGCCAUGCCUCUCCUCAAUCUCUCCUUCCAAACCGCACAAUCGAGGUCGACGUCGUAACCUGGAUGGAGUUCUCUGAGAUGUCCAUCAAUCGCGGGAAGAGUUGUGUCAUGGUCCAGGACGGCAUCGCCAGUGACGGAGUCGUCCAUGUUGUCGGGUCCGUCCUCAUCCCUCCAAAGUAUGGCGGUCGGAAAGGCCACGACGAAGAUGCUAAGAGGAACUUUGACCGUGAUGGAGUUACGGUGAAGGAGUUGAAGGAGAGACUGGAUGAGUUUAUCAAGAAUGACGAUGGUUCCGAGCUGGGAUGA